AUGUUUCCACAAUAUCUCCUUAUUGAAGGGGAGUACAUUUAUUUUAAAAACUUCUAUUCCAAUUGUAUAGAAAUUGACACAAAUGGUAAAUGUAUUGUUUGUCAUUAUGGGUAUCAUCUUGUUGGUGAUAAUUGUUUAAGAAAUAGUAGUGGGUACAUAUCAUAUAAAAAUGAUACUUGUUUAUUGUUUCCAUCAGGAACAAGAAUUAAUGAUUCAAAUGAUUGUAUUUGUUUGUUUUUACUAGUUUUAUGUAUACGUUUAUCAUUGAAUAAGAAUGUUAAUUUGUUGUAG
Messenger RNA from Entamoeba dispar SAW760, 291 nucleotides. RefSeq lists its product as uncharacterized. Bases 1 to 291 code for a protein of 96 amino acids. The transcript has 3 exons. The record is from RefSeq and is a predicted model, not a curated record. Lineage: Eukaryota; Evosea; Mastigamoebida; Endamoebidae.